GCUUGAAGCUGAAUGGAAAUUUCCAGUCAGUGUGUCAGGGCUAUAUUAGCAGAAGAGACCGGCGAAGCAGUCAGAAGGAAGCGCUAACAGCUCGAAACAAUCGUGAAGAAACGCUACAAGACAAUCUUUUGGACUCUACUCAUUGAUUAGACUGAAGGACACUUGAAUCUACUUCUCUACUUCGCUCUCUUCGCUUAAUUCAAAGUCAUCAUGUCUCAGCAGCAGAUCAGCCUCCCAGCCAAGCUCAUUAAUGGCGGUAUUGCUGGCAUUGUUGGGGUUACUUGUGUCUUCCCCAUUGACUUGGCAAAGACCAGGUUGCAGAAUCAGAGACCCGGUCAGCACGUCUACAAGAGCAUGAUGGACUGCCUUGUCAAGACAGUUCGAUCAGAGGGUUACUUUGGAAUGUACAGAGGUGCCGCUGUCAAUUUGACCCUGGUCACCCCCGAGAAAGCAAUCAAGCUGGCUGCUAAUGACUUCUUCAGGCAUCACCUCUCCAAAGAUGGAAAGGGGCUGACAGUGUUCAAAGAGAUGCUGGCAGGUUGUGGUGCAGGGAUGUGUCAGGUCAUUAUCACCACCCCCAUGGAAAUGCUCAAGAUACAGCUCCAGGAUGCAGGCAGGCUCGCGGCCCAGCAGCAAAAACCAGGCAUGAUGGCGCCCACCAAGCUCGUGGCCACCAACACCAUGCUCAGCCGCUCCUACAACUCUGGCACAGUGGUUUCAGCACCACGAGCUGUGUCUGCCACACAGAUCGCAAAGGAGCUUCUCCAUACUCAGGGCAUCCAGGGGCUCUACAGAGGUCUGGGGGCAACACUGAUGAGGGAUGUUCCCUUUUCUAUUGUCUACUUCCCGUUGUUUGCCAACCUGAACCGCCUGGGCAAACCCGGCCCUGAGGAGUCAUCACCCUUUUAUUGGGCUUUCCUCUCAGGCUGUGCAGCAGGAUCUACAGCCGCUGUGGCUGUAAACCCCUGUGAUGUCGUGAAGACUAGACUGCAGUCACUGAACAAAGGCUCCAAUGAGGAGGCUUACAAUGGAGUUGUGGAUUGUGUGAGAAAAAUAAUGCGAAAGGAAGGACCCUCUGCCUUCCUGAAAGGCGCCGGCUGUCGAGCUCUGGUCAUCGCUCCUCUGUUCGGCAUUGCACAGGUUAUGUACUUUGUUGGCGUUGGCGAAUACAUCAUGGACAGCUCGCCCCUCAGCCUCCUGUCUGCGUGAGCGUAUCCACUCAGUGGUUAAUGCAUAGGACCUUCUGAGUGUGGAUUGUGGAACAACUGGCAGCUACGUACCAUCGGUUUACAAGUCUUGUCUGACAGAGUCAGAAAGCCUUCAGGCUGUAAAGACCAAGAUUACAUCGUCUGUAUGGUCCAACAGCUGUGUUGCACUUAAACACUUUUGUGACUUAUUCAGUAGGCUACGGGCCAACGUUUGCACUUGAAGCUGUUAGCUGUGCUGGACUGCGGGACUCAGAUUUGCAGUGUUAUUCUUUCUUUGUCCCCGGGACAGUCCUGUUCUGUUUCCCUCUGUGAGGGAGGGAAGCACACUCCAUCAAAGAGACAGACCUAUAUUUUUUUGUGUGUUUUCUUCUAUGCUAUCACUUUUCAUAUUUUCUAUUUGUAGUUUUAUUUUGAAUUUGCUGAAAUGCAGCAGCUUGCAGUAUUUUGUGUUUUCCUCUCCUUUCCUGUUGCUGUCUGAUGUUACAAAGCCUGGAAGUUUUCAAGGCCUCAAAUGGGGGACACAAUUUACACACUUUAAUGUAAAGGGAUAUUUUUUUUUGUUUUACAUGCAUUUCGACAAUAAUUGUGAGUGUUAUGUUUAAUUUGACUGAUCAUGAACCUUCCUAAAGACAAGGGACCAUAUACUUGCCAAACCAUAAACAGUAACCUGUUAUAUACUUGAUAUUUAGAACUACAGUCGUUGUAUCUUAAUAUCCGCAAAAACUUGAGAUGCAUGCACAUUAUAUAUGUAUGUGUUUGUCCACAUAACCUCAAUUACAUUUAAAUAUGCAUACCUACCUAUUUCACUCACCAGUGUGUGUAUAUAUAUUAUUUUUAGUGUAUGCCUUUACAGAGCAGAUCGACACGUCUCUGAACAAGGUUCUUGGACAAAAAAAGAGCAUUAUUACUGUGACUGUGAAAGACGACUGUUACUGUAUUUUGUGUUUGUGAUGGAUUUUUGUACAUACCUUUAUAUAUACAUUAAAAUGUGAAACAUUGA
This is a messenger RNA of Larimichthys crocea (large yellow croaker), 2208 nucleotides long. It is a transcript of the gene slc25a55a, whose product is annotated as solute carrier family 25 member 55a. NCBI's taxonomy places the organism in Eukaryota, Metazoa, Chordata, Actinopteri, Sciaenidae. Bases 211 to 1209 code for a protein of 332 amino acids. Gene Ontology annotation, molecular function: L-glutamate transmembrane transporter activity; L-aspartate transmembrane transporter activity. Gene Ontology annotation, biological process: malate-aspartate shuttle; L-glutamate transmembrane transport; aspartate transmembrane transport. The transcript is spliced from 10 exons. The record is from RefSeq and is a predicted model, not a curated record.